Messenger RNA from Xyrauchen texanus (razorback sucker), 1863 nucleotides. Its product is annotated as ran-specific GTPase-activating protein-like. The transcript is spliced from 6 exons. The coding region runs from base 123 to 770 and encodes 215 amino acids. Gene Ontology annotation, biological process: nucleocytoplasmic transport; positive regulation of mitotic centrosome separation. Gene Ontology annotation, molecular function: GTPase activator activity. The record is from RefSeq and is a predicted model, not a curated record. NCBI's taxonomy places the organism in Eukaryota, Metazoa, Chordata, Actinopteri, Cypriniformes, Catostomidae. Gene Ontology annotation, cellular component: nuclear pore; centrosome; cytoplasm.
UUCGGCGCUUAGCGCUCUCCUCCGGUUAGGCGCGCGCGAAAACAGCGGAGUGAAAUCUCACGAGCUCGCGCUGAUCAACCCCUACAGAAACUCUCUAUAAUCUUCAAACAUCUGCAAAAACCAUGGCGGACCCGAAGGAGGCACAAGAUGAACAUGAAACAUCCACGGAAAACGACUCCAACCAUGACCCACAUUUUGAGCCCAUAGUCUCACUACCAGAGCAGGAUGUCAAAACUCUAGAAGAGGAUGAGGAGGAACUUUUCAAAAUGAGGGCAAAGCUGUACCGUUUUGCCAGUGAGAACGACCCCCCUGAGUGGAAGGAACGUGGUACAGGUGAUGUCAAACUCCUGCGACACAAAGAGAAGGGUUCCAUUCGUCUUCUUAUGAGAAGAGAUCGCACCCUCAAAAUUUGUGCCAACCACAACAUUAUGCCGUUGAUGGAGCUGAAGCCAAACGCAGGUAGUGACAGAGCCUGGGUGUGGAACACACAUGCAGAUUUUGCUGAUGAACAACCCAAAGCAGAGAUGCUGGCUAUCCGAUUCCUCAAUGCAGAAAAUGCACAGAAGUUCAAGAUGAAGUUCGAUGAAUGCAAAGAAGAGGUCAGAAAGUCCCUAGAAGGUGACAUGAACGGCACCAACAAGGUGGCAGAAAAGCUGGAGGAGCUGUCCGUAAAAGACGACAAUUCAAAGAGUUCAGAGAACAAGAAAGAGGAUGAGAAGGAGGAGGUGAAGGAAGAGAAGAAAGAGGAAAAGGCAGAAGAGAAGAAAUGAGUGCAGGAACACUGCUUCAUACGGAUCCUCCACUUGCCAUUUUCCCCUUUUCUACAACAGACUCUGAAAAUUAAAUUUGGACACUUUUUCUUUUUGGCUUCUUGACUUCACAAGACCUUGGUGCCACACUUAAUGCGUCUGUUUCUCAAUCAUCAAGAUGUUGUGAGCUUCUGUCCCAUUUCACAAACUCCCAUAUUGCCCUUCAUCUUUUCAUACAUUGUGGACCAGUCGUCAGUUAUCAUGUAUUUGUGUUUUGACACAACAUGCUACGAUACAAGGCUUGUGCGAUUGAUUGAUUCCCACAUUGGGUAACCUCUUUUGUUGUUUUUCUUUUUUACUUUAAAGAGUUAUAUUGAGAGUGUCUAGAUGAGCAGGCUGUGUGAGUUGUUAGGGAAUAUGUGUAUCUGAGAUCUUUGACUUUUCCUUACAAUAAAGUCACACGAGGGACGUUCGACUUUCUCUGUGGCUUUAAUUUGCUAUUCUGUAAUUGACACUUUUUCUGUGGGGGGGUUCAUCAGGCAAAACAUUUGUCAGCUCUGUCAUCAAUAACUGAAGGAAAUGUUCAACUUAUAAUGGGUGUGACCCUCUUCUGUUUUAAAUGGAUAUCAAGACAAUAAAGAAUGGGUGACUCUGUAAUCACUUGUGUUUGUGGUGCUCCCACAAGCUGGUAAAGAAUACGCAAUUUACAAUUUUGUCAUCAAAAAGGAGCUGUGUAAACUGAAGUGAUUUUAACAUUAAACAAAGAUAAGCAUAGCUAAUAAUUUUGGUUAUCAUUCCAGUUAAAUUCCAAGAAACCGCAUUUGCAAGAUUUUUAGGGCAUAUCUGUGGUUAAUCUCUGUUGACUGCACACCGAAUGCUUUCUGGCUUUUAGAGGAUGUAUUUUGCCUUAAGUUGUGCGUGUAAAUUUUAGGAAUUAAUAUUUUGAUAAUGCGUUUAAUGAAUUUUUCACAUUCCCUGUUUUUGAGCAUUUUGAUAAACAGCAGGGUUCCUUAAAAUUACAUUGGCAUUUGAUGAUUGAUUUGAAAUCUCACAUUUUCUAGUGGUAACUAAUAAUGUAAAGGGUUGUGAACAAACCAAAUUAAAAGACUCUGCU